Messenger RNA from Gasterosteus aculeatus aculeatus (three-spined stickleback), 1559 nucleotides. NCBI's taxonomy places the organism in Eukaryota, Metazoa, Chordata, Actinopteri, Perciformes, Gasterosteidae. The record is from RefSeq and is a predicted model, not a curated record.
ACGAGUCCCAGCUCACGCUCACCUGGUCGGUGUCGCGCCGCCGUCGUUUGAUCAGGAUGCCCGCCUCGCGCACGCGAGUCCUUUAAGCGUCACCAGCAGCGCGGGCUGGAGCCAGUAGGUGGAGCGCGCGCAGCGAGUUUGGUGCAGUGAGCGGGGAGAUUUCUGGCACGAUUUGCCGACGUGUCGAAUCUGUAGUCACUUGUCUUUGACUCAAUUUACCUACACCGACGUCUGUCAUUGAGAAACAUGGCUGCCUCCACGGGUGCUGCAAACGCUGCUGCCUCCGACUUACGCGGUCCAGCUUCGGCGGAUUCGAGCACGGACAACCCCACGAUCCAGUACAGCGCAAUCCUGGAGCACCUCGUCGGGGACAAGAGGGCCGUGAAGGAGCUGAGUCCUGGCGUUAUGGGCGGACUGCCGGUGCCCUUUAAAAGCGACGAGCAGAAGAUGAUCGAGAGGGGAAUGGAGAGCUGCGCCUUCAAGUCGGUUCUGGCCUGCGUGGGAGGGUUUGUCCUCGGAGGAGCAUUUGGUGUUUUCACUGCAGGCAUCGAUACCAAUGUUGGCUUCGACCCCAAAGACCCCCUGAAAACCCCGUCAGCGCGAGAAGUCCUCAAAGACAUGGGCCAGAGGGGGAUGUCGUACGCCAAGAACUUUGCCAUCGUGGGCGCCAUGUUCUCCUGCACAGAGUGCAUCAUAGAAUCACACCGGGGGAAGUCCGACUGGAAGAACGGCGUGUACAGCGGCUGUGUCACGGGGGGGGCCAUCGGAUUCCGCGCCGGCCUGAAAGCCGGGGUGCUCGGAUGUGGAGGCUUUGCUGCGUUCUCCGCCGCCAUUGAAUAUUAUUUACGGUGAACCACGAAAGAACGACUCUUAUCGGGACUCUGUGGGAUGCGCGCGUGGACAAGCCGUGUGACCAAUGGGAUUGUUUACCUGCACGUGGAGGAUUGCGGGGAAAAAGCAGAGCUGAUGUUUUGGGUGGGAGCGACGGGUUUGUGUACAGUGGUGGGGAAAGAGACUCGGUUCUUUCAUCACAGUUUGAGAAAAGCAGAGCAGCUUCCUGACGAGACUUUCCAGACAUGACCAGAGUGGAUCUCUGCUUCUAUGUUGAAGGCAUAAAAUGUUCUUAUCACUGUUGUUACUGUAGGACAUUUGUAUGAUGUGGCUACCGGACUAAUCCACAUCAAAUCAUUUUAAUUAAAAAUGUUGUUGUUUUUUUUUGAAUUUUUCAGAACUUUUCUUUUUUAAGUAUACACACAAGUGUCCAUGACAAUCCAAUUAUUAUUAUUACAAAGAAAAUAAUAAAGUCAAUAGUAUAGUGCCAGUAGGCUUGUGUUGUUAGAUGGCUUUAGGAUAAACCAACAUACUGUUGUCUGAGGUGCCGGUGAAUGUGUCACAUCAGGAGCAUUUCAGAUCAAUUGAACUGCGUCAAAAAUCAAAUCAUAUGAAUCAUUUGUAUUUUUUCUCAAGACGUUCAGAUGUGAAAUAACUGGAAACAACAAGGAGUGAGUCAUAUUGGCUACAUGUGCGAAGGGAUUAAAUGGACAUAUUUAAAGUGUUAA